Messenger RNA from Camelus dromedarius (Arabian camel), 1475 nucleotides. Its product is annotated as histone H2A type 1-C. Bases 74 to 466 code for a protein of 130 amino acids. Lineage: Eukaryota; Metazoa; Chordata; Mammalia; Artiodactyla; Camelidae. Gene Ontology annotation, cellular component: nucleosome; chromatin. The record is from RefSeq and is a predicted model, not a curated record. Gene Ontology annotation, biological process: heterochromatin formation. The transcript is spliced from 2 exons. Gene Ontology annotation, molecular function: DNA binding; protein heterodimerization activity; structural constituent of chromatin.
UUACCUAUUUCCAGAGUGGGUUUGUUUUGACAAGUAGUCUCGCUUUUUUUUGGUUCGUUUUUCCAGAUUUGCAAUGUCUGGACGUGGUAAGCAAGGAGGGAAAGCUCGGGCUAAGGCAAAGUCUCGCUCCUCCCGUGCCGGUCUUCAGUUCCCCGUGGGCCGAGUGCACCGCCUGCUCCGCAAGGGCAACUACGCCGAGCGCGUCGGGGCCGGCGCGCCGGUGUACCUGGCGGCGGUGCUGGAGUACCUAACGGCCGAGAUCCUGGAGCUGGCGGGCAACGCGGCCCGCGACAACAAGAAGACGCGUAUCAUCCCGCGCCACCUGCAGUUAGCAAUCCGCAACGACGAGGAGCUCAACAAGCUACUGGGCCGCGUGACCAUCGCUCAGGGCGGCGUCCUGCCCAACAUCCAGGCCGUGCUGCUGCCUAAAAAGACGGAGAGCCACCACAAGGCCAAGGGCAAGUGAUCUGACAGGGACCUGAAUUUCCCGAAGUGCUUUAAAACCCAAAGGCUCUUUUCAGAGCCCCCCACUACUUCGAAAGAAGAGCUCAUAUCGCUAUAUAAAGCUAAGGAGUAAAAGUAGAUGAAAGGUUUCAAAAGCUUCCCACUACAAAGAGAUGCCUGUCAUACUCAUCAAUUCUCAGAAAUAAAUGGAUAGAUGGCAUCAAUGUUCUGACGUCACUGAUUGAUUCUGCACCUGCAAAUUUUUGUCCUAUUAAAAACUUAACCUGGAUUUCUUUCUUUGUGUACUGUGUACCUUGAAGAUAAGGAGAGUAAAGGAGGAAGUAGUGGGAAGUAUUUCUGCAGAGAAACUCUCUUUAGUACAAAAUGUGUCUAAUUUCUUGAAUGAGUAAUACGUUUAGAAGAUUCAAACAAAUAAAAAUAACAAGGUAUAUAUUUAUAAUCCACUCCUUGACUGGAUUACUCUGCUGUUUCCUAGGUAACAUUAUUUUCCUUGUGUAUCUGCCCAUUGUUAAUUCAUGCUGAUGUGAGUCAAGAAUGAAUGUGUUUUCUCUCCCCCACCCUUAGCUUUUAUUCUUAAGAUAGCAGACGGUAUAAACGUGCUCUUUUCUAUAAUGAUAUACCUUGGAGAACUUUCCAGCUGUGAACACAGGGGCCUUCCUGUACACCGUCUCAUGGUAUUGUGCUGUGUGGAUGCAUCACAGUUUAUGUAACUUGUCCCCUCUUGGUAGGCACAUGAAACAAUUCUGGAAUAACAAACGCUGAUGUACACCAAAAUGGAAAUUGUUCUAAUUUUCUGCUGGGAUAGUGGAAAGUGAACAGAAAUGCAGGUCACUCAUGGAUUGGACUCAAGGUUCCUUCCCUUAAAAACUAUGGCAUUACCCAAAAUAAGUCAUUUUGAACCUCGGGUUCUUCAUCUAUAAGAUGGAGGUAAUAUGGUACCUUAAGUAAUUAUGAGAAUGAAAAAAUUGGAGCUUUGAAGACUAGCACAAAUAAAAUUAUUUAAUUUUCAA